This is a messenger RNA of Camellia sinensis, 1067 nucleotides long. The record is from RefSeq and is a predicted model, not a curated record. Lineage: Eukaryota; Viridiplantae; Streptophyta; Magnoliopsida; Ericales; Theaceae.
CCAAACAAGAUUAAAGGAAUGCACCUCCGGUCCCUCUUCCUCCUUCUCUCUCUACCCCGUCUACGUCUCAUAUUCAAAAUCUUCGAUUUGCUCUAUAAAAUAAUCACACUCUCUCAGAUCAGAUAUCUUGUGAUUCAAUCCACUCGUCAGCACUCUCUCUCAUGCACUCCACCAACCAUUUCUAGGUUUUCAAUCGAUCUUCUCAUAGAAAAUUCAAUUGAUUGGAGUGUUUCUCAGAAGCUAUGGAAGAAGAAGAAGCACCACUCGUUGCUGAGAACUCGGAAACUCAAACCCUAACGAAGAAGAACCAUACCAGAGAUGUGCAUAUUCUGAGCUCGGCUUUCUUGUUGAUGUUCUUGGCUUAUGGUGCUGUUCAGAAUCUGGAGAGUACAAUCAAUACUGAGGAAGAUAUAGGGACAAUUUCGCUCGGGAUAUUGUAUUUGUCUUUUAUGGUUUUUUCUUUCUUUGCUUCAUUGGUGGUUCGGUUCCUGGGUACAAAAAAUGCUCUUGUUCUUGAGACUGCUGGGUAUUGGUUGUUCAUAGCAGUGAAUUUGAAGCCCACAUGGUACAUGACGGUUUCAGCUUCAUUGUACCUAGGAUUUUCUGCUUCAAUAAUAUGGGUUGCAGAGGUACAAGUCCAUCUUUUAGAUUUGGUUCAUCACUUUCUUGUGUUUGAUGAUGUAAUAAGUACAUUACUUUUUCCCUAAUGAUAUUAUAGUCCAUCAAGAUACAUAUCUUACUUCUACAACACGCAGUCAUGCACAUGAUUGGUAACUUCAAUGGAGAAUUUUGGGGAAUGUUUACAGGUCACAAGGUGCUGCAUUUUGGUGUUUGAUGACAAUUUUAAUGAUCUUUGGUUCUAAUAAGAAUAUAUUCAAUUUGUUUUGUAUGGAUGUUGUGCAUCUGGAAUAAUCUUCAUUUUUUAUUGAAUUUUGCAGUUCGUUGGAAACCUUGUCUCUUGUUCUAUUGAAAGAUGGAACGAUAUGUGCAUGCUUGUGAUUCCAAGCUGAUUUCCAUGUCCUAUAUUUUUCUAUGUUGUUUGUUGUAUUACUAGUACCAAUUCAUUA